UUAGUCAUUCCUCAUACUCUUCAUACUAAAUAAAUAGAGUCAGAUCAUAGUACUGAGAAUAUGCCAUGAUGAAAAUCAAAUACGCAGGAUAUAAUUUAAUUUAAAUCUAUAUUAUAGAAGAAGUAGUUGAUGUAAAACUGUUGGACAAAACAUCAUACAGGUUGUGUUUUUCAUCAGGGAUGUUAUUAGCAGGCGAUUUAACCCACUAAUAUGGAAAAAACUGAGUUAAAUCAACAGUUGGCUGAGUUGAGAUUAUGGUGUUUUCUUUCAUUUUCAUUUUUUCAUUUUAUUCUUUAUUUCAUUCAAAAAACAAACAAUUAAAUACAAACACAAGCCCCUUUAUGGUUAAAAUCACAAGAAGUACAACUAAAUAACUGCAAUUGCAAACAAUGAAUGGGCAUCCAAAAUAUUCACAACUAAAAUGUAAAGAUUAUUACUUCUGUAUAAGGUAAGAAUACAAUACACCAGUUUGUUUCUUUUUUUUUUUUUAACUCUAAAGACUUUCAUCUCUUUUUAAAACAGGAGAAAACUAAUCCUCUUCUCCUCGGCAGCCGUUAGUCAACGUCCCUUUGGCGCUUUAAUUUGAAUUUUCAAAUCUAUCCAAUAGGGGAGCAGCAUUCUUUCCCGCCGUUACAGCUCUGGACCAAUCAGAGCAGACCUCGCGCCGGCAGGCUCUUUAAAAGGCCGCCGUCUGCGACUCACUCCCCACACGUCUCGCUAGAAGUCGUACAGACAGUCCUCAGGAUCAGCCAUGGCCAGAACCAAGCAGACCGCCCGUAAGUCCACCGGAGGAAAGGCUCCAAGGAAGCAGCUGGCCACCAAGGCUGCCCGCAAGAGCGCGCCGGCCACCGGCGGAGUGAAGAAGCCUCACCGCUACAGGCCCGGUACCGUGGCUCUGAGGGAGAUCCGCCGCUACCAGAAAUCCACCGAGCUGCUGAUCCGCAAGCUGCCCUUCCAGCGGCUGGUCCGAGAGAUCGCUCAGGACUUCAAGACCGACCUGCGCUUCCAGAGCUCCGCCGUCAUGGCGCUGCAGGAGGCCAGCGAGGCUUACCUGGUCGGCCUGUUCGAGGACACCAACCUGUGCGCCAUCCACGCCAAGAGAGUCACCAUCAUGCCCAAAGACAUCCAGCUGGCCCGCCGCAUCCGCGGAGAGAGGGCUUAGUUAACCUAACCGACCAGUGGAAACACACACAACGGCUCUUUUAAGAGCCACCACAUCUUCCUGGAGAGCAACUCCUUUUAUUAAGAGCAUUAUAAUUAAAUGUAUUUCGUUUUGCAAAAUUAUAACAUUUGUGGUAGCUGAAUUAGAAUAUGACUUGGUAUAGGUAAAUUACUUGUGAAUUUUUAAUUCAUCCACAAAUAGUCA
Cololabis saira (Pacific saury) is the source of this 1366-nucleotide messenger RNA. Its product is annotated as histone H3. The record is from RefSeq and is a predicted model, not a curated record. Bases 752 to 1162 code for a protein of 136 amino acids. Lineage: Eukaryota; Metazoa; Chordata; Actinopteri; Beloniformes; Belonidae. Gene Ontology annotation, molecular function: protein heterodimerization activity; DNA binding; structural constituent of chromatin. Gene Ontology annotation, cellular component: nucleosome. The transcript has a single exon.